AAUAAGAAAUUAAGCAAUUAGAUUAUUUAAAAGCAAAAAAUAUUUAAGAUAUAUAGAUACCUCAUAGUUGAAAAUUAGUUUUCUGAUAGCAAAUAACAAAUUAAUAAAAUGGUAGAUUGGAAAAAAAGAAUUAUCACAGGAGUUAUAGCGGUCCCCAUACUUUUAGGUGCCUGCUUGUUUAAGACUUCUUUAUUAAUAGUAGUUAUAGCUGCUAGCGUUUUUUCGCUUUAAGAAUACACCCACAUAAUAAGCGAGAUAUUAAAAAAAUAGACAUCCUCUAAAUAUUACUUUUAUGUUGAUAAACUGAGUUCAUUACAAUUUAUCCAUCUCCCUAUUUUAUUUUUCCUGUAAGCAGUUUACUUUUCAUAAAGUUAGUCAGAUUUAGAGCUCUAUCAAUUUUUAACAAUAAUGAUGAUAUCUUUGUGCGGUUUGAUUAAGUUUCUCUAAGCAAAACCUAAAGAAAAAGAUGUAGAUGAAAAAACUUUGUUGUGGCUUACUUUUGGCUACAUUACAGGCUAUGUUUUCUAUUUUUUAAUCUUCGUUUAACCUUUAAGCUUUAUUAUCUAUGCUUACAAUUAUGAAAAGGGAUACUCAUUUAUUAUUUUACAUAUUAUCACUGCCUUCCAGAGUGAUAAUGGAGCACUUUUUAUGGGUUCUGCAUUAGGUAAAAGGUUAUUCUGCCCUAGAAUUUCUCCUAAAAAGACAAUAGAAGGAGUAUUUGGAGCUGUUUUACUUAGCGUUUUAACAAAUAUUUUGAUUUAUUUCUUCAAUGUUCAUGUGGCACCUGUGAUGCCAGAUAUUUCUCUCAGUUAAUAUAUAAUAAUCGGAUUUUUAGGGUCAAUAGCUGCAGUUUAUGGAGAUUUACUUGAGUCUUUUGUAAAAAGAGCUGCUGAUACAAAAGAUUCUGGUUCUAUCUUCCCAGGCCAUGGUGGUAUUCUAGAUAGACUUGACUCUCUUAUGUAUAGUGCUCCAAUAGUCUUUAUGUACAUUAAAAUGUUUAUUUUAAAUGACAAAACUCUAGUAUGAAAAUAUUUUGAUAAUAGCGAUGAACAAAAAAGCAUUAUAACAUUUAGUUAAAAAUAACAUUUAUUAACCAAAUAUAUACACUUUCAUUUUAAUUAUUUGUAUUUAUUUUCAAGUAUGUGUAAUAAUUAAACUAAUUAUAUAAGUAAUUAAUUUAUUUAUUUAUUACUUAAAAGGCAAAGAAAAUUUUUCAAAAACUAUUUAAC
Messenger RNA from Tetrahymena thermophila SB210, 1229 nucleotides. Its product is annotated as phosphatidate cytidylyltransferase. The transcript has 8 exons. Lineage: Eukaryota; Ciliophora; Oligohymenophorea; Hymenostomatida; Tetrahymenidae. Gene Ontology annotation, cellular component: plasma membrane. The record is from RefSeq and is a predicted model, not a curated record. Gene Ontology annotation, molecular function: phosphatidate cytidylyltransferase activity. Gene Ontology annotation, biological process: CDP-diacylglycerol biosynthetic process.